Molecule: messenger RNA, 2059 nt
Organism: Bacillus rossius redtenbacheri
Lineage: Eukaryota; Metazoa; Arthropoda; Insecta; Phasmatodea; Bacillidae
Product: RIB43A-like with coiled-coils protein 2
Exons: 7
Coding region: 113-1246 (377 amino acids)
Source: RefSeq, a predicted model, not a curated record
ACCCCUAGCAACCGCAAUACGAAAACAAUUUUUAUUUAAUGUGUAUUUUUAUUUUAAACGUUAUCGGAGAUUAUUUUACUAACAAAACCUAAAUUGACUCACAUACGUUACAAUGAUUAUGUUAGAAAAGGAUCUGAAAGAAGCGGCGGCGAUAGAACGACGCCGAAGAUUUGAGGUUGAGCGAAGAGCCAGAAUUUUUGAUGCGAGGAAAAGAGUUAUCGGGGUGGACGAGGCGGCACUGAAGAUGCAGAUGGAAGAGCGAAGGGCGAGGGAGGCGGAGAAACAUCGGCUGUACGAAGCGUUCGAACAGCAGCGUCUGCGCGACGCCCAGCUGGCCUUGGCUCUCGAGAAACAAGCGGAGGAGGAAAGGUUUUGCGUCAACAAAGCCAUCGACACCUUCCGGUCCGUAUACCAGCGCCCGGAGCAGCGUCGGGAGUUUGACCUCUACGACCCAGACGGGCUGAAGAAGGCCCUCCCGGCCCGCGUCUCAGACGAUGACCCCCGUUGCUCCCUCUCCUCAGCGCAAAGGUUCGCGGGGGAGGACCUGGCCGGCCGGGAGAGGCUCCGCGCCCAGGCGCAGCAGCAGCGCGCCUGGCUGGAGCAGCAGCUGGCGGAGCGGCGGGCCGCGGACGCUGCCCGGCGGGCCGCCGAGGAGGCCCACCAGCGGGCCCUGGCGGAGCGGGCCCAGCGGGCCGCCGAGCUCGAUGCCGCGGAGCGGGAGUGCCGUCGCCGGCUCGACGCGGCCACCGCCUGCUUCAACAAGGCCUUGGCGGAGGAGCAGGAGGCGGAGCGGAAGCUGGACGAGGCGCGGGACCGGGAGGACGAGCGGGCGGAGGUCUACAACCUGGUGACGAGCGACCUGCUGACGGAGAACCCGGACGUGGCCGGGAGCAGCCUGGGGGCCCACCGCGUGGUCGGCUACAAGUACAAGGGCAUGAGCCGCGGGCAGCUGGAGGACAUCCGCAAGGAGCAGCUGCGGCAGGUGGAGGAGGCGCGGACUCGCAAGGCAGAGGAAGAAGCGUUCAACAACCAGUGGUACAAAUUCUCGAGCGACAUGUGUAAUUUGGUGAUGAAGAAAGACCAAGAGCUCACAAGAAAACAAAGAGAACUUAAUAAAAACAUUCUCCACAAUAACUUGCGACUGUACGAAGAACAGAAAUCUCGCCAAGAGUACAUGGAUAAGGUUGUGUUCACCAAUGAGCCUACGCAAGAAUACUUCCAGCAGUUCAACACCUCCACCAGAUAAAGACUUUUAACUGCGCCGUAAGUUUGUGUUGUGUUUGUCCAUCACCAAGUCUGUACACACUGCCUCAAAUAGUUAACCUUUCAUCGGAUGUUCCAAAUCACAGUGAGAAUGCACACUGAAAUUUCAUGGACUGUUAGUCCCACUUGCAUAUCUAUGUACAUUAAACAAAAACUAUCUCCAUAUAUGUACAUGAAUCACAAGUUGUACUCAGUGUGUUCUUGCAGACACUAAUUUUGUACUUUUAUAAAAAUAAUUUGAGAUGAAUAAAGUUUUGUUCUUGGCCAUCUAGUUCAACUUGCUUUAGCGAAUUGGACAAGGUUAUGGCAAUUCAAACCACUGCCUUUUCCAUUCUUUACAAUUUUUUUUUAAAAAAAGAGUAAGUAGUGUGAUUUUGUCAUUCAUUUGUAAUGAAGAAAGGGAAUGAAUAACUCAUUAGUAAAUUAAACUAGGACCUCUUUUAUUUUGCAAAAAUGAAAUUCAAAAUGUUCAAAUCAAGAAAUGAAAUGUGUUCUCCUUGAAUUUUUUGUAAUCAUUACAUAGAGACCAAUAGAGGCUAAUAUUCAAAUGGUUAUGCUUGUUGCUGCUUUUGCUGUUGGCUCACAACCCUUCUGGAGGAGACUGGGCCAAUGCUGUAUUGUAUCACAGGCUGUUAAGUUGGGAUGUCUCGCAAGACAGCAGCCUGUGUGUGGGUGGCAUUUUCCAGAGUACACGAAGAACUAUGGAGUCUAUCCUUGAGAUCAUUGACUCCCACAAAUGUUUUCAGUCAUAAUACAUCCAAGAGGAAAAAAAAAUUCAUGACAACUUUAAUUUUUG